AUGAACUCUAUUUCACUUUAUGUUCUUCCCUCCCGGAGGAAGCGUGAACACACAGUUGAAGUGGAAAUAGAUCAAUUGGAAACUGAACGUGCUAAACGCCGUUACGUUUCUGAGUUCUUGUCUUCUGAACUAACCGCCUUAAGUCUUCAUAACAACGAAGAAGAUUCUGUUACUAAUAUUAAACAAAUGAAUAUAAUGGAUUUAGAUGCUAGUCUGCUAAAAAAUAAGUCUCCAUCAAGUCGAAAACAUGUUGUUAUGGUUACUGAUCUUGAUGCUGAUGAAUAUGAAGAUUCUGAAGGAAAAAAUGAUGAUGCAAAGGAUGAGUGUUCCACCUCUAAUUCUGUUACAAUGCCUCAUGAAAUUCGAAGAUCAUUAAAGAAGAUAUCACAGGAAAUGAUACUCCCGAGGACGUGCGCAUUUUUAACGGAUAAUCUCGGAAAAUCCAGUCCGGGCAUUAAUCUUAUAUCAACGUCCCCCAUGGAGCCAAAAGGAGCAAGCCCUCGAAAAAACAAGGAGGUCGUACAUGAACGUCGUAUUUCCGAAAUUAUGGAUAACGGUAAACUAUCUCCCAUUCCCGAGGAUCCUGUGAUCGAUUCAGAAGAAAUGGAUUUAGACCUUGAUGUCGAAAAUAACAGAAUUUCUUAUGAUGGGUAA
Dentiscutata erythropus is the source of this 654-nucleotide messenger RNA. The record is from the annotation of a GenBank genome assembly. NCBI's taxonomy places the organism in Eukaryota, Fungi, Glomeromycota, Glomeromycetes, Diversisporales, Gigasporaceae.